CAAGUUAAAUUAUUUUCCUUUCCUAACCAUUCUUCUCCUUCCAACUUCAACUCUCGCUCGCUCGUUUUUUCCUCUGCAGAUUCGCUGUUAUUCCUCUGAUUUAGGGUCUCUUCUUUUUUGCUCAUUGGCACAAACUUGAAAAAGUUCGUUCUUUCAGUGUGAUCUGAGUGAAGCUAGCAAUGGUGUUCUUCAGGAGCGUAACUGCACUUUCUAGGCUGCGGUCUCGUGUUACGCAGCAAUCUAAUAUCAGCAAUUCUGUGCGAUGGCUUCAAAUACAGAGCUCAUCUGAUCUUGAUCUUAAAUCUCAGCUGAGGGAAUUGAUUCCAGAACAACAGGACCGCUUGAAGAAAAUUAAAGCAGAACAUGGAAAAGUUCAACUCGGGAAUAUUACUGUUGAUAUGGUGCUUGGUGGGAUGAGAGGAAUGACAGGGUUACUUUGGGAAACCUCAUUACUUGACCCAGAGGAGGGAAUUCGGUUCAGGGGUCUAACAAUUCCUGAAUGCCAAAAGUUAUUGCCAGCUGCAAAGCCUGGCGGAGAGCCAUUACCGGAAGGUCUUCUAUGGCUUCUUUUGACUGGAAAGGUUCCAACAAAAGAACAGGUAGAUGCAUUAUCUGCAGAACUACGCAGUCGUGCUGCAGUUCCAGAUUAUGUGUAUAAGGCUAUUGAUGCUCUGCCGGUCACAGCUCACCCCAUGACUCAGUUUGCAACUGGUGUUAUGGCCCUCCAGGUCCAAAGUGAAUUUCAGAAGGCAUAUGAGAAGGGGAUUCAUAAGUCAAAGUACUGGGAGCCUGCAUAUGAGGACUCUCUUAGUCUGAUUGCUCGUGUACCAGUGGUAGCUGCAUAUGUUUAUCGAAGAAUGUACAAGGAUGGUAAAACAAUUCCCACGGAUGAUUGUUUGGAUUAUGGUGGCAACUUUUCACACAUGUUGGGAUUUGAUAGUCCUCAAAUGCUAGAGCUCAUGAGACUUUAUGUCACUAUCCAUAGUGAUCAUGAAGGUGGCAACGUUAGUGCUCACACUGGUCAUCUCGUGGGUAGCGCACUAUCAGAUCCGUAUCUCUCAUUUGCGGCUGCAUUAAAUGGUUUAGCAGGGCCACUUCAUGGGUUGGCUAAUCAGGAAGUUUUGCUUUGGAUCAAAUCUGUAGUAAAUGAGUGUGGAGAGAACAUAACCACUGAACAAUUGAAAGACUAUGUCUGGAAAACAUUAAAUGGUGGCAAGGUUGUUCCAGGAUUUGGUCAUGGAGUUUUGCGUAAAACAGACCCUAGAUAUACGUGUCAAAGGGAAUUUGCUUUGAAGCAUUUACCUGAUGAUCCGUUGUUCCAGCUGGUUUCUAAGCUGUAUGAAGUGGUACCUCCUAUCCUGACUGAGCUAGGCAAGGUUAAAAACCCCUGGCCCAAUGUUGAUGCUCACAGUGGGGUCCUGCUGAACCAUUAUGGUCUGACCGAAGCGAGAUACUACACUGUUCUUUUUGGUGUUUCAAGGAGCAUCGGGAUUUGCUCACAGCUGAUAUGGGAUCGAGCUCUUGGAUUACCACUAGAGAGGCCAAAAAGUGUCACAAUGGAAUGGCUUGAAAAUCACUGCAAGAAGGCAACAUCAUAUUAAUCUUGGGGAGCAACAGUGCAGAAAAUACUGAAGUCUGAGGUUUUGUUAUGGAUGUCGGCAUCCUGUACACGAUUUUUUAGUUCAGUAGAAUCACUUGUAAGGCAUUUAGACUACCUCCUUCGCUCACAUGGAGUAAUUUACUCCUUUUUCACCUACAGUUUUUGGAAUUUUAUUUAAAGCACAUGCUGUUCCAUGGGAUAGACCGACAUGAAGAACUCUUCGAUGGAAAAUACAAAGAGGCAAUGAAAUAACACAGGUAAGAUCAUUCAGAGAUCAUUCAGAGAAUCAGCAUGCAUAAUUUCUCAUUUCAAAUGGUAAAACUUUCAAUAAAGAGGAUUCGUGUUCUUGUGAGAUGAGGGUGAAUUUAUGUAGGUAUGCAUAGAGGGUUUUGAUAGCCUCAUCUAUUUGGUAUAUUACUUUAAAAAUGUAAGUUCAUAUUUUGUUUGCUGCCAUAUUUUGCAACACUAAAUUUAGUAUGGUGGGAUAUAACUGUAUUAACUUGGAUUACAUAUAAAUUGAAGAAUAUUUUAAUUUCA
Carica papaya (papaya) is the source of this 2137-nucleotide messenger RNA. It is a transcript of the gene ATCS, whose product is annotated as Citrate synthase family protein. Gene Ontology annotation, biological process: tricarboxylic acid cycle; citrate metabolic process; carbohydrate metabolic process. Gene Ontology annotation, cellular component: mitochondrial matrix. The record is from RefSeq and is a predicted model, not a curated record. Lineage: Eukaryota; Viridiplantae; Streptophyta; Magnoliopsida; Brassicales; Caricaceae.